UGUUUGUUUUAAGAAGAUUUGAAGAUGGCGACCAGCUCGGAGCGCAGUCCUCCUCCGUUCCCCGACUCCGAGGACCAAGACGUGCUGGACUCCGAGGAAGUCGGAGGCCGAGAGAGCGACGAAGACGACGACGGCGGCGGGGACGACCUCCUCUUCGUGAACCCAAGCAACCCUCCACUGACCAAAAUGGACACCACACUGCCACCUGCCAGUCAACCCAGCGAUGUUUUAAUGGAGCCUCCCAGUGACCUCAUGAAUGAUCCCUUAAUCGAGCCCUUCAGCAGCCUAACGGAAAACAAACCAACGAGCAAAAUCGUCAGCGAACCCUCGGAUGAUUUUGUCGACCUUACAAACAACUUGGCCGACUCUCCCGAAGACGCGGCCGAAAGUGUCCUCGCUGAUGUUGCCAUAGACACGACUGAAAUCCCUUUAGAUGAACCCUCAGAUGAUUUUGUUGACAUAUUUGGAGGUGAGACUGAAGCUCCACGAGAGGAAGUCGUGAUAGCGAAUGUAACUGUUAAAGCAGCAGCAGCAGCGGAUAAAAGUGAAGUGACCAGUGAUGUGACGGAUCCACCUGGGGACCUGAAAACAGGAAGUGAUUUUGAACAGGAAGCCAACGAAACCGCCACUGACUCAAUUAUCGACCUCAGUGAUGAUCUGUUAUCCAGUAACGCACAAAAGCCACCACUUGCCAGUGACCAAUUCGUCGACCCUCUGGUCGACUUCCUUAGCGACGCUCCACCCGCUGCCGAUGCCAAAAUACCCAGCCGAGCGACAGUCGACCUGUUCGAAGAUGAGGGAAACGACUUGUUCACGGAGCCGCGGCAGACUAAAUCUGCCAAGCAGCAGCAGAAAAGCCUCUUCGGCGAAGCCGACGAGGAUCUGUUCGGCGAGCCACUCGGUGCCACUACAAAGAAACCCGUCAUCAAAGAGCCGAAGGGCAAACCGGUCCCAACCAAAGCUGCUCGCGAUGUCAGCAACAUGGGCGGUCCUCUGCAAGACGGUUACACUGCAGAGCCUGCUGACAUCUUCUCUGAGGAAGCCGUCACCACAGUGCCCAGCAUCAAAAAGACCAGCGCCGUCAACUCCAAGACUAACGGAGUCCACUCUGAAGAGGACACGGAUAUAUUUGCUGAAGCAACAGUGGAGCUUUCUCUCGACAGUCCGCAGGAAGAGAGAAAGAAAGGUGUGCCGGCCGUACCGUCUGCGUCCGCCCCCUCCGUGUCAGCCGCCACCAGCCUGGCCAAGCCGCAGUCUGCUUCCCUGGAGGAGUUGGAUGAUGAUGAAGAGGAGGAGGAGGAGGAAGAAGAAGAACAGGAAGACAAAUUUGAUAUCUCUAUCUCUGUCAAAGACCCUGAAAAAAUAGGGGACGGGAUGAACGCCUACAUGGCCUACAAAGUAACCACACAGACCCCGCUGCCCAUGUUCCGCAACAAGACAUUUACAGUGAGGCGGCGCUUCAGCGACUUCCUCGGCCUCUACGAGAAGCUGUCUGAAAAGCACGGACCAAAUGGCUUUAUUGUGCCUCCGCCACCAGAGAAGAGCAUUCUGGGUAUGACGAAGGUGAAGGUAGGAAAGGAGGAUUCCUCGUCUGCAGACUUUGUUGAGAGAAGAAGAGCCGCUUUGGAGAGAUACCUCCAGAGGAUCGUACAUCACCCAUCACUUCUCCAAGAUCCGGAUGUCAGAGAGUUCCUGGAGAGAGAGGAAUUGCCCAGAGCAGUGGGCACCCAGGCUCUGAGCGGCGCCGGCUUCCUGAAGAUGAUCAACAAAGCAACGGAUGCCGUCAGCAAAAUGACCAUCAAGAUGAACGAGUCCGACGUGUGGUUUGAAGAGAAGCUGCAGGAGGUGGAGUCUGCAGACCAGCAGUUCAGGAAGCUCCACGUGCUGGUCGAAUCUCUGGUCGUUCACAGGAAAGAACUGUCGCUAAACACGGCCAGUUUUGCCAAAAGCACGGCCAUGUUGGGCAGCGCGGAGGACAACACCGCUCUGUCCCGAGCACUCUCUCAGCUGGCAGAGGUGGAGGACAAGAUGGAGCAGCUGCACCAGGAUCAGGCCACGAACGACACCUUCAACUUUGCCGAACUCAUCGCAGAUUACAUCCGCCUGCUCGGAUCCGUGAGGGGCUCGUUCGAUCACCGGAUGAAGGCGUGGCAGCGCUGGCAGGACGCGCAGGCCGCGCUGCAGAAGAAGAGGGAGACGGAGGCCAAGCUGCUGUGGGCCAACAAGCCCGACAAGCUGCAGCUGGUCAAAGAGGAGAUCGCUGAGUGGGAGGUCAAGGUGACGCAGUACGAGAGAGACUUUGACCGAGUCACUGCGACCGUGCGCAAGGAAGUCGUCCGCUUUGACAAAGAAAAGGCCAGGAACUUCAAAAGAGAGAUCAUUAACUACCUGGAGUGUCUGCUUCAGUCCCAGCAACAGCUCAUAAAGUACUGGGAGGCUUUCUUACCAGAAGCGAAAGCGAUCGCCUGAUCCUCGAGCGCCAGCCUUCAGGACGACGGCGCCGGCGGCCUUUUUCUAUACACUUUACCUCUUGCCUUUAAACCAAGGAAAAUGCGCGGCAUUGUAAAGGGAGAUACAAUCAACCAGUUUUUUUUUUUUAAAUCACCUUUAACACAUAGCUCUGUACUCCUAUUGUAUUAAUAACUGUAUAUUUUCAUUUAACCUUCCACAAAUAUUUUCUUAAUAGAUGAAAAGAGUUUGCAUAUACAAAGAUAUGGACGCGCGCAAAGAGAGAAUAGACACACGAUUCCAUUGAGUUCCACAAGAGACGGGGAAACGAACCCGAGUCCGUCGCUCUCAGGAUUUCCUCCUCCACGUCAGCAGUGGGUCUUCGUUUACAGCGCGGCCGCUCUCCUCACACGUUUCUGGGGACCCAGGUGAAGAAAGUGGCCGAGAGUCUCACUACGAUUUUUUUUUUUUUUUUUUUUUUACAACUCAAAGGGAUCAAAAAAUAAUUAAAAAAAUUUAAAAUGAGAAUGACGAGCACUUAGAUAAAGUACUUAAGUACCAGCCAUGUUUUUGUUUUGUCUUUCCAGGUUUAAAAAUACUAUUGUUGCUGAAGGGCGGGGCGUCAUUAGAUGGCUGUGGUCAAGGAGGGGGGGGGUUGCAUUGUAGGUCAAAGCUUGUGAGUUUAAUGUUUUUAGGUAUGAUUUCAAUCAUCAUUACUUAUAACCACACGUCUGUGCCUUUUUUCUUCUUUUUUUUUUUUCAAAGUCCGAAUGAUGUUUUUGGUAUAAUCCGGUUUGGGGGGAGAGUUGCACGCGGUUGUGGGCACUGCAGAGGCUCGUUACUGGAUGAGUGUCGGUGCUGGAAAGCGAUACUGGUGUACGUUAAAGCCCAUUUACUACAAAUUAAGUUAGUUUUUUUUCCCCCUCUAUAUUCUUGCUUAUAACUAAAAAAUAGCACAUAAAAGACGGCUUAUUGUAUGAAGAUCCACCUGCACAGACUUGAGACCUCACAGUCCGCAUCGUGUGCGUUUGUAGUCGUCGCGUCGUUGUCAUGCGAUAAUGCCGUAAUCGGUGGCUUUGAGGCGUAACCGGGCAACAACGACUUACUCUGAGAAGAGUACAGUAAAUGCUGCGUGGAAAAACAUUCCCAAUUGUUUUAAGUCUCCGCAAGCCAGAUGUUCAUGUUGUGGAACGAAUGGAAAGCAAACGCUGCCUCGAUCGUAGGGUUCUGAAUUCUGCUUUAAGACAAACAAAUAUGUGUUGUUCCAUCAAAGGAAAUGUAAUUGUUUAGUGUAUAAAAUUAAUAAAAUGUUUCCGAGAGCCCAAGAAGACAUCUUGAAAUAGUUUAUCUGACUAACAAUUGACAUUAAUUAGAUUUAUUUUAAAGGUACCCUGUGGAGUUUUUGAUCAGUAAUGGAGGAAUGGAGCUUUACUUUUUCUUUUUAAGGGUGGGUGAGGCGACGCAGUCCUGGUUGCUUCACGUUUAUCAGCUGAUCGGCGGCUGGUGGCAACGCAGCAAUGUGCCAAUCAAAAGACGAGACGCAAACAAUGUAGACUUCCAAAUGCCUCCACUCACAAAAAAAAAAAGGAGAUAAGAUACUUAAUGCACUUUGGUGGGAACCGGCGAAUGUAAAUACAUUUGUUGCAAAAAAAACUCAACAGGGUACUUUUUUAAAAUAAUUUUAUUAUUUACAAAGAUUAUAGAAGCAGAUCCUCAAAUUGUGAGGCACUGGAACCAGAAACUUAUUAUUAUAAUAAAAUAUAAUUAUAAUCAGAUUGUUGUUGAUCCGUUAAUUAAUUUCAGCACCGCGUGUAGUAAACGGGCGACAUGAUGAAACGGGCUGUUGACGUGAGAUUAACGUCUCGUACUAAACGUAACGAUGUCGUGAUGAACCCAACGAUUCCCACGAAGCCUCGGUAACAAACCCGUCACAUCUUUUUUUUUUUAUUCCUUUAAAUCUCACAUAUGCAGACGGUUCUUUUUCAUUUUUGAUCGUUGGAGCCAGCUGCGUUUUUUUCGGCUGUUCGACAGCACGCGGAUGAAAACUGGUUGUUUGUGCGGCCUCGUGUUGUGUGUCAUCACUCGUUUAACGUGCAGAGCAAUGUCGGCACUGUGUCAUAUAAAUUGCUUUUCAAACAAAUCAAUAAAAGUUGCACUGUUUACACUUGGAAAUUCCAUUAA
Messenger RNA from Cyclopterus lumpus (lumpfish), 4629 nucleotides. RefSeq names its product sorting nexin 1a (gene snx1a). Gene Ontology annotation, cellular component: endosome membrane; endosome. The record is from RefSeq and is a predicted model, not a curated record. Bases 25 to 2469 code for a protein of 814 amino acids. Gene Ontology annotation, molecular function: phosphatidylinositol binding. Gene Ontology annotation, biological process: early endosome to Golgi transport. The transcript is spliced from 15 exons. Lineage: Eukaryota; Metazoa; Chordata; Actinopteri; Perciformes; Cyclopteridae.